This is a messenger RNA of Naegleria gruberi, 645 nucleotides long. RefSeq lists its product as uncharacterized. The transcript has a single exon. The coding region runs from base 1 to 645 and encodes 214 amino acids. Lineage: Eukaryota; Heterolobosea; Eutetramitea; Acrasida; Naegleriidae. The record is from RefSeq and is a predicted model, not a curated record.
AUGAACCCAUAUAACAAUUUUCAAACUUCAUAUUUUCAGUCGGAUUUCCAUCCUGACAAUUAUAAUAAUAGUGGUGAAAAUCCUAAACGGAAACGAGAUGAAUACGAAUCAUAUAAAUUCAUUGAUGAUGAAGAGCAAAUAUCAUCAGAUAGUGAAGAAGAUGAAGAAUUGCAAUUAAUGCAAGGAUAUCAACCUGAUAGAAAACGAACAAAAAGUUCAACAUCAACCAUUCCCUCUACCAACCUCCACAAUAACCUUUCCCUCCAAUCACCACAACAACACUUUUUAAAUAAUAAUAAUAACAUUCAUCACCACAACAAUGAGAGUGGAUCUAUUGUUGAAAACAAUCAAGAAGAUGUUAUUGAUGGUGAUUGUAUGAUGGACGAUGAAGAAAGUUACCUUCAACAAGAAGAACCAAGCCUUUUUGUUCCACCUAACUUGCAAAAUGAUCCCUACUCAAUCCAACAGUUCGAAUACAAGAGAAGACAAGUGUAUAAUCAUUACCGAAUAGAGAAAGAACGAAAGAUGGAAGAGAUAGAAUUGAAACAAUCUAUGAAACAAGGAGAAACAAACUUUAGAUUGAAUCCAAUACUUCGAUAUUUACACAAUGAAAGGAAAAACAGAAUAAAUAGCCCGUUUGAAUAA